GAAAGAGGUCCUGUCAUCCCGCCAUCAUAAAAUUUGUACCUAGACAUUUGUCUGGGUACAAAUUUAUAAUCAAAGAUACAUAUAACUAUAUUAGCCCGUGUUGGGAAUCGAACUCAGAACCUUCAGCUAGAGGAAGGGUAAGGGUGGUAAGGGUUACCACUGCAACACGGAGGUCGUUAAUUUAAUAAAAUAGUUUAAGUAGAAUAAUAAACACAAUUUAAUCGUUUUCGAGAUUCGCUAAUCGUCGUGAGACGACACAAUAUAUUUGACUAAACGCUUGGGAGGAUCCGCAAAAUGGCUCUAUUGUACUUAAUUAUACCUACUUUAUGUUAUUAGGCUGUAAAUACACAAUUAAAAAACAAUAUUGUAAUAUACAUGUGUGUAAAUUUUAAAAUUUUCUGCAUUUGUUAUAUCAAAUGUUAAAAUUAAUUGCAUCAUCACGACAAGUGAAAAAUUCGCAAGAGGUAGAAAAGUGCAUUUUAUUGCUUGCCAUCAGGUGGCAGUAUUCAUUUAUAAGUGAUGUCAGAUUACUUAAGAUAACUUGAAUAAAUUCUGGUACCUAUGUUACCAAUACUACACUCUAUAAAAAAGAAAUAUUACAAAUAAAAUAUUUAAAAAGGCAAGUUUGAAAGUCUUGGAAUAAGUUCGCCAUUGUAAAUGUGUUUUUUAUAUAACUUAAUCUACUUAUUUUUCGCACAAUAAAGUUAUUACAGAUAAACAAACUUUUGCAAAGUAUUUAUAUAUGUAUAAAGGUCUGCGUCCAGCCUUAUCGUUAUAUCAACAAUCAACAUAUAAUUUUACAAAAUUAAGGGUUACAUGACCGUUUACAAACAUUUCGGAAGAGAUAUUUAAGUUAACGUUAGUGAAGUGCCGGUAACAUUUUGCUGACAAAACGUUUAAAAUAGUAUUGUGUAAGAGAUGCGUGAACUGUUUUUAUUGUUGGUGCUUGCUGCUUUAAAUCUAAGCUGUUACGGAAUGUCGAGAGCACAAUUGAAGAAAACAUUGACGAUUGUAAAAAAACAGUGUGUGCCGAAAAUUGGGGUGUCCGAAGAUAAAAUUUCCAGAAUAGAACAAGGAGUAUUUUUGGAAGACCCCAAAGUAAAGUGCUACGUAACAUGUAUCUACAAAAAUAUGCAAGUGGUAAGAAAUGACCGUUUAAACCAGGACCUGAUAAACAAACAGGUAGACGCCCUUUAUCCAGCAGACAUGAGGCCAGCGGUAAAGAAGGGGGUAGAUCACUGCAUGCCAGUCCAGGAUCAGUACAACGAAGUUUGUGACCGAGUCUUCUACGGGACGAAGUGCCUGUAUGAAUAUGACCCACCUAACUUUGUAUUCCCUUAAUAAAUUUUAGAUUCAAUUACCUACGUCUUUGU
This is a messenger RNA of Plodia interpunctella (Indianmeal moth), 1373 nucleotides long. RefSeq names its product general odorant-binding protein 72-like. The record is from RefSeq and is a predicted model, not a curated record. Gene Ontology annotation, cellular component: extracellular region. The transcript has 5 exons. Bases 919 to 1341 code for a protein of 140 amino acids. Gene Ontology annotation, biological process: sensory perception of smell; olfactory behavior. NCBI's taxonomy places the organism in Eukaryota, Metazoa, Arthropoda, Insecta, Lepidoptera, Pyralidae. Gene Ontology annotation, molecular function: odorant binding; dibutyl phthalate binding.